Molecule: messenger RNA, 2660 nt
Organism: Xiphias gladius (swordfish)
Lineage: Eukaryota; Metazoa; Chordata; Actinopteri; Istiophoriformes; Xiphiidae
Product: SPRY domain-containing SOCS box protein 4-like
Exons: 3
Coding region: 467-1327 (286 amino acids)
Biological process (GO): proteasome-mediated ubiquitin-dependent protein catabolic process
Cellular component (GO): SCF ubiquitin ligase complex
Molecular function (GO): protein binding
Source: RefSeq, a predicted model, not a curated record
CUGAGGAAAGAGGGAGUCUCUCUCUUUCUUUCUCAGACAGUCUUGCUCGCUGAUUGUCUUCUUUCCCUCCUGUCCGCUCGGGCUCUCUUGCUGCCGGCGGCUGGCUGGAGGAGUUUAGCUGUGUUUCAGCUGCCGUCUGGAUUGGAACAUGGACUCAGGCUGAACAGCUUUACAGAGCGAGACAUGAGAAGAGUCACUGGAGAUUCACUGUAAGCAGCUUGAUCUGUUGUCUACAAGGAGUGGCACCCACUCUGUCUUUCUGAAGACAUUUGUGGCAUGAAACCAGAUCUCACACAUCUUUCAUUCAUCACCUUCUCCCUCAUCUCCCUCCACCACCCUCCAGUUAGGAACUCUCGUUCAGCUCCACCGCAUUGAUGAGGUAACGUCAAGCUCCACGCAGCGCAGCACCCACCUGCACAAACACCACCCCUCCCUCCUUCCCACUGUCAACCCUUCCAUUGCAGCCAUGGGCCAGAAGAUUUCUGGCGGCAUUAAAUCGGUAGAUAGUCGCGGGGAAAGUGGUGGCUCCCCGUCACACCGGCCCUCGGCUCAACGUCGGCAGCAUCCGGAGCUGAGGGGCCCUGAUUUUUCCAAACCUCCUAGGCUUGAUCUCCUACUGGACAUGCCAUGCGCUGGACUAGAGACUCAGCUCCGUCACGCAUGGAACCCUGAUGACCGCUCACUCAACAUCUUCAUCAAAGAGGACGAUAAGUUGACAUUUCACCGCCACCCGGUUGCUCAGAGCACAGACUGUAUUCGGGGGCGGGUUGGAUACACCAGGGGUCUCCAUGUGUGGAAGAUCCACUGGCCUGCCCGGCAACGAGGCACCCAUGCUGUAGUUGGGGUGGCAACCUCAGAAGCUCCUUUACAUUCUGUUGGGUACACGGCGUUGGUGGGGUCAGACUGUGAGUCCUGGGGCUGGGAUCUGGGACGUAACCGGCUCUACCAUGACAGUAAGAACCGGGCCCACAGCUCGCUGCCAUCCUACCCUUCUUUCCUGGAGCCGGAGGAGUCAUUCACCCUGCCAGACUCUCUGCUAGUGAUUCUGGACAUGGACGAAGGAACCCUGAGCUUCAUGGUGGAUGGACAGUAUCUAGGAGUGGCAUUUAGAGGGAUGAAAGGCAAGAAGUUGUAUCCCGUUGUCAGUGCUGUGUGGGGACAUUGUGAGAUAUCCAUGAAGUACAUCAAUGGCUUGGAUCCUGAGCCUCUUCCUCUGAUGGACCUUUGUCGGCGUGCGGCCCGCCUGGCGUUGGGUCGGGAGCGGCUUCAGGAGAUCGAGGGCCUCCCUCUGCCCCAGUCCCUCAAAAAUUACCUCCAAUACCAGUGACUGACACCAGCAGAGCCAACUGGGAGUACAAGGACACAAACCAGACCACCAGAAAGUCUAAGGAUGGAUGAAAGAAAUUAAUUAAAAGAUGCAAAGAGGGGAUAAUGGAUGGAAGAAUGUCCACACUGAGAGCACCAAAGCUCAACAACAAAUGGACUCAUGCAAGGAUGGACAGGUGGAUGAACUGACAGUGGAGGUCCAGGCUUUCACAUAAAGGACAGAACAGCACCAGCUUCUUUUAGAUUUCGAGCUGCUCUUUCAUUUGUUUUGAACUUGAAAUAAAUUAUUGAUGAUGGCAUCCCAUCAGUGUCUCUCUCUCUCAUCCAGAAAGAAAGCCCAUCCUCUGAUGGCAAGGUGUGGUUAAGUGGUGAAAGAGAUAGUGGUAAGACGACCACCGCCAUCUAGUGAUGAGACUAAAAACCGCGCAGAGAAAGCACACUAAACCUAUCCCUGGAGGCCUUUCUGACAUCCUGUCAGUAAACCAUAUCAUUGAAUUCGAUACUGUAGUGUGUAUUCAUGGUCUCCACUGGCACAGGUGACAGGCUGCAGAGCGUAGACAUCCGAGAGGAUUUUAGCACUAAUGUCAUUUUUAUGCGAUGACUUGGGGCCUGACCAAAAGCUCACGCUGCAUACAGAGAAGAUUGAAACAUGGCUGCGGGGUGUAUGCAAAGUUUAGUACGAGAGACUUAACUUACCUCCUGGCUUUAUGCAGACAUUUGGUGAUAGUUAAGCCCUUUUCAGACAUGGAAUAAGUGACAUCCAUCAGUUAAAGUACCUGGCAGCACCUGGCGUGCCAGACGGAGCAUUGGAAUUGAAAAGUAAUGAAGGAAGAAAAGUGUAUCAGUGAUGGAUUUUAAAAUUCAGUUUGCCGUUAAAGUCUUAAUGAUUGUCACCGUGAUUAACCCUCUCAUCAAUGAUUGAUUUGUUAAUUUUCUAACACAUUAUUUCAAUCUGUGGCCUGUUUUAUACUGAAACGUCCACAAGUGCUGGAUGACAGGAUGUUACAUUUGGAUGCUCAUUUGCUUAUGUGCUGUAUGUAAAGCAUUUUUAUAACCUUAAAACCUUAGGGAGGGUCAAAUUGAUUGUUCAUGUACAUGGUUUUUUUUUAACCUCUUUUGCCCAAUGCAGCAAAGGGAAAUAAAAUAAUUUUUCUAGUCUCUAGAAUAAUCUCAACAAAACCUGGAAAAAACAUGGCUUGAGUUCAUAAAAUAUUUCACUGUAACUUUCAUAACUUAACAAGCACCAAUCAAAGUUGAAAAAAAAAUAUUUAGGUAUGAUUGAGUAAGAGAUUGACAUUCAGAAACUCAACUUAUCCACUUUAUCAAGAUUGUGU